AUGGGUUAUGCUGUACCAGAAAAGUCUGUUGUUGAUUUUUGUGAAAGUAAAACCGAAUCCUUAUCUAACUGGGUUCGUCAAGUUAAAUGUAAAUCUAUUACCGCUAAGACAAAGAGAAAGCGUGAUCUGAGAAUAAUCGCCAUUUUGAGUAAUUCUUUGUUACGGGCGGAGAGUGAGCUUGUUACGAAACAAAGAGAACGUGCUAGAAGGUGGGCACAAAUGCAAGCAGAUCUUGGAUUGUGCAAUAAAGAAGAAGAAGUCUCAAGGCAGCAACAAGAAAAAAUUGAUAAUUUAUGGAAGAAUGAUCUCAGUGGCUUAGAUAGUUUUUUCAGAGAAUUAGAUAAUUCCCAUUGCGUUUCGCGUGGGUCUGCAUCCGACGGCCGCCAUCUUGGUUGCCGCCUGGGGCGUGGCUGCGGCUACUACAAAAUGGGUUUGUAA
Parnassius mnemosyne (clouded apollo) is the source of this 438-nucleotide messenger RNA. The record is from the annotation of a GenBank genome assembly. Lineage: Eukaryota; Metazoa; Arthropoda; Insecta; Lepidoptera; Papilionidae.